UCUUCCACCUCUAAUCUCCUACUGGGGUCUAAACCCGUUUAUUCUUUCCAGGUCCACCAUGGCGAGACGGCUUGUCCUUCAAGGAGUACUGAUUCUUUGGUUGGUGGAGGCAGCACAUACAGGGGGUUAUAUUGCCUCAUAUGGAGCUUCCAAUGGACAAGGACCUCGACCUAAUGGAAAUGUACCACAGAAUGGUGGCCGAGUGGGAUCAUUCCUAAUUCCAUCAAAAGGUGUUGGCCGGACAUUGGGACAGCAAAAUGGAUAUGUUGGGUAUCCUAUGAAAGGAAUGGGUUAUGAAGCAGUUGCUGGGAUGAACAAAGGAGUAGGAAUGGAUGGAGGAAAUCAAGCUGCUUUAUCCACUAGACAUGGAGCCAUGACUAAUGGAUAUGGACUGAAAGCCGGCCCAUCAAUUGGACAACAACUGAAAGGUUACGCUACUCAGACUGCUGCUUAUGGACGACAGGGGACUAAAGGAUAUGGAGUUAAAGCCAGACUAGCAAAUCCACAAAAAAUGAAAGGUAAUGGUGCUGAAGCUGCUUUACAAAAUGGAUUUGGAACCAAAGGCAAUGGAUAUGGAGUUAUAUCUGGACCAACCACUGGACAACAAAUCAAAGGUAACGAGGCUCCAGCUGGAAGAUAUGUAGGACAAGGAACCAAAGGCAACGAUUAUGGUGCUAAUGCUGGAGCAUAUGGUGUACAAAGAUAUAAAGGCAGUGGUUUCGGGGCUCAAGCUGGUGGGUAUGGAGGACAAGGCACAAAAGGAAAUGGUCAAGGACUCGUAGCUGGACCAUCCAGUGGCAACGGAGCAAGGUCAGAUGGUCAGGGGGGAUACGGAGGAAAUCUCGGGAAGGGAUAUGGCCGACCUCCUUAUAGGCCAGCUGUGGAAAUGGGACAUUUUGGAGGUCCCCAACCUGCCAGAAACCAAGGGAAGGCAUAUGGUGGUAAUGGUUACAGAAAUCAACCAACUAAAGGCUUUGGUGGAAGUUAUGGUGGGGCUGGUUUGAGUCUGGGACCUCGGUAUGGAAAUGGAGCAAAGGGACCAAUGAAAGGUUACAGUGAUUCAGCUGGUGUAUCCAAUGGAAAAGGUUCACAAUCCAAUGGUCAUGCUGGAGUCAGAUCACCAAAUAGUAAAGGAGCCAUGCCAAAUGGUUAUGGAAAUCCAAGAACUGGAGUUGCCAAGGCUGCUAAAAGAGGAUUUUCCAAUAUCUUGAAUGGUCAUGGUGCCAUACACAAUGGGUACGGAGGUUCCAGAGGAGCCGCUGGAGGACCCCAGCUAGGGUAUUCAAAUGGAGAAACUCCUAAUGGGUAUGGAUCUGAGCCUAAAGGUUACGGAGCGGCUGCUGGAGCUGUCAAAGGAUAUGGUCCCCAAAUGAAUGGCUACGGAUUGAUGGACGGAAAAGGCCAAGCUGUCAGAGGAGCAGAUUUAUCUAAUGGAAAGAGCCUUAAAGGUGGAGUUCUAUCUUCUCAGCAACAGACUGCAGCAGCAGUGGAUGGUGGUGUAGUCCAACAAGUACAAGACAAAAUGUACAAACAGACACAGCUAAACCUGGAGAUCAAUCCACAAUCAGGUCAAGCAAUUCCUGCUAUUUACCCAAACCCUCAGCCUGGACCUGAACCGGCACCUCUGGGUCUACAGGAAAAGGGUCAAAAAGGACCCAAAUAUAGAAGCGUGCCAGAACCAGGAGCUGUCCUCCCUUCAGAUGGGACAGCUGACCCUGAAAGUAACAGAUCCAUAAAAACCAAAGCUGUUGCUGGGUCUGAGGCAGCUGAGAGCACAGAAAACACCCCUCCUGAGGAUGCACUGAGUAUGGCCACAGCAAAGAAAACAGCACAGGGAAGUCUCCCUGGUGGGGAAACUGAGAAUGGGAGAGUUUCUGUCUCCAGCAGCCAAGGAGCUAAACCAGCCAAACCUGACUGUGGACCAACUGGACAGUGGAUGAAGAGACCAAGAUCUGAUUGGCUAAGAGAAAGUUCGUAG
Molecule: messenger RNA, 1978 nt
Organism: Girardinichthys multiradiatus
Lineage: Eukaryota; Metazoa; Chordata; Actinopteri; Cyprinodontiformes; Goodeidae
Product: glycine-rich cell wall structural protein 1.8-like
Exons: 31
Coding region: 59-1978 (639 amino acids)
Source: RefSeq, a predicted model, not a curated record